UACAGUUAUAAUGGAAAUGUCACAGUCAAGGUGCAACUCAACAAGUUCUCAAAAGAGAGUGGAGUUAACAACAUUUGUAUCAGUGGGUUGCUGCGUAUCGUCUUGGAGCCUCUCGGUGGUAGUGGCUCUUUAGUGGAAGCAGUUACAUUUUACUUCUUGCAGCGGCCUCACGUUGUCAUUGAGUGGUCAGGACUGGCAACCCUUUUAAACAUUGAAGGAUUAAGAACAAUUGCAGACAAUAUAAUUCUGGAUAUAGUUGAUGGACUCCUGUUACUGCCAAAAAGAUAUACAGUACCUUUAGUGUCUGAUCUUAAUAUCCUUCCACUUCUCUUUCCUAUGCCAAUGGGCAUCGUAAGGAUAUUCUUGAUAGAAGCUAAGGAGUUGAUGCGGAGUGACUUAUGUGACGAGUCAGAUGCUUAUACAGUGAUUCACCUGGGCGAACAGACCUGGAGGAGUACAACCAUUUUCAACUCGCAGAACCCCCAAUGGAAUGAGAUUUUUGAGGCUGCAGUUCAUGAAGCCAACGGUCAAAUUCUUGAAAUUGCCAUUUAUGACAAAGACAAUGUUAAAAAGGACGACUCCCUCGGCAGGCUUUGUGUGGAGCUUUCAGAGGUUUACAGCGAAAAAUGCAUUGACAGGUGGUUCCAGCUGAGUCAUGCAAAGACUGGGUCCAUCCAUCUCAUGAUGCAGUGGUUUAAUUUAAAGACUGAGGCCAAACAAAUAGAGGAGAUGGCGUGUCUAAACGAUUGUAUUCCUAAUAAAAUGAAGGGACAGCUCUCGUCUGCAUUUCUAUUGGUAUACCUUACGGUCAUUCGGAACGAAAAACAAAAAAGAAAGACCACAAAGGACCAAGACCUUUAUGUAGAGUUCAAUGCUGGGCAUAAGAACAUAUGCAGAGUGGUCAGUCAUGAUUUCACAAAUCCGCUGUGGUAUGAGGCGUUUCAUUUUCUUAUAACUGAUCCACACACUCAAGAAGUUGCAGUCAAGAUUAAAGAUAAAUGUGGCCAACAGAAAACUAUGUACAUUCCUCUGAGGACAUUUCUGGAUGCUAAUGAUUUUACAGUAACUAGGACCUUGCACUGGGGAAACAUAGGGCCCAACAAUUCAGUUAAUAUGCAAUUUGUCUUCAGGACACUGGCUGCUGGUUUUGAUACAAAUUUGCCACACCUUCCCAGUAAAGAAAAGUUCAACUCAAAUGGCAAAGAAAGUUCCGGAAAAAACAUUCCAAUGGCAAAACUGAAAAGCUCAAAAAGGAAAAAUACAAAUCAAAAUGCAACUGAUAAUCUUGUUGAAGAGGCAGACUGAAUCCUUCACAAAUUACACUGGGCCAACAGCUGAGAAGUUUUGACAUACUCUUCAAAGCACUAAGCAGU
Molecule: messenger RNA, 1373 nt
Organism: Polyodon spathula (Mississippi paddlefish)
Lineage: Eukaryota; Metazoa; Chordata; Actinopteri; Acipenseriformes; Polyodontidae
Product: extended synaptotagmin-2-like
Exons: 13
Coding region: 337-1305 (322 amino acids)
Source: RefSeq, a predicted model, not a curated record